AUGAGCGUGAUCGAUCUAUUGACUCGCGUAGAUGCGAUCUGCAAGAAGUAUGAUAAAUACGAUAUAGAGAAACAGAAAGAUUCCAACGUAGCUGGGGAUGAUGCCUUCGCCCGUCUCUACGCUGCCGUUGACUCAGACAUAGAGGAGGCACUACAGAAAGCGGAGAAGGCUUCCGGAGAAAGUAAUCGUGCAUCGGCCGUUGCGAUCAAUGCAGAGAUUCGGAGAACCAAGGCUAGAUUGAUUGAAGAGGUCCCUAAAUUGCAGAGGCUGGCCGUGAAGAAGGUUAAAGGACUUUCAGCGGAAGAACUUGCUGCUCGUAAUGAUUUGGUACUUGCAUUACCUGAUAGGAUUCAGGCCAUACCAGAUGGUGCUGCAGCUGCACCCAAAAAAACUGGUGGCUGGGGAUCUUCGGCUCCUCGUACAGAAAUCAAAUUUGAUUCAGAUGGACGGUUUGACAGUGAAUACUUUCAGCAAACUGAAGGGUCAAGUCAAUUCAGGCAAGAGUAUGAAAUGCGGAAAAUGAAACAGGACCAAGGUUUGGACACGAUAGCAGAAGGUUUAGAUACUUUAAAAAACAUGGCACAUGACAUGAAUGAGGAAUUGGAUAGGCAAGUUCCUCUUAUGGAUGAGAUUGACACAAAGGUGGACCGAGCAACAUCUGACCUUAAGAAUACCAAUGUCCGACUGAAGGACACUGUUAAUCAGCUGAGAUCUAGUCGAAAUUUCUGUAUUGACAUCAUUUUGCUGUGUAUAAUUCUGGGAAUUGCUGCCUAUUUGUACAAUGUGUUGAAGAAGUAG
Molecule: messenger RNA, 798 nt
Organism: Fraxinus pennsylvanica
Lineage: Eukaryota; Viridiplantae; Streptophyta; Magnoliopsida; Lamiales; Oleaceae
Source: the annotation of a GenBank genome assembly